AUGCCGACAUCUGCUGUCUGUUGUAAGGAGGAACCACAAGACGUUUCGGAGGGCGGAGAUACAUGUUCAUCAGUGAAUACCACAGCAGCUGGUCAUCCACUGGACACCGACUCUACCGGGAGUACCUCUCUCUUCGAUAUUAUACCAGUUAACACUGCAUGGAUCAGCAUUUUUGGAGGGCAGUCUGCUGCUCGACUUAGCAACGAACCGGCUUCCAGUAACCAACAUACGAAAUUUAUGAAAUUUCGUCAAGAGUCUGCACCGGCAGGCUCAACGACACCUCCUAGGGAAACGGAGCCAUUUGAAGAUAAUACUUCUGUAGCGGAUGCUGUGCCCUCCGACCGAAAUGCACGCUGUGAUGAACGGGAUGCUCCCUCCGAUCAAGGUGCACGAUGUGAUGUACGGGAUGCUGUGCCGGCCCCUCGAAAUGCCAAUUGGGAGUGGCACAAGCGUGGAAAGCAAAGUACAACCCCAGAGACUUGUUCUUCUGAAGAACGAAAUGUGGCGAAAAAGGCACCAGUCCGAGAAGUAGAAGCUGGUGCGAAGCAGGUCUCUCGAGAAAGUGGUACUGAUCGUCUUACCAACCCUUUCAAGUAUUUUUUCAAAACGCCGGAUCCACUGGAAGGGCUACGACGGCGUCCGAGGGAUGGCGAUGACUACCCGACCCCAUCCCAAUGUCGAAACGAUGGUCCGUCAAAGCCAACUCACAGAGUUCGAGUGCUCGUCGAGCAUAGAGAACUUCUCAGUGAACAUGCUGACAACAACAGGAGUUCGGCUACGUCAAAUUCGGCUGUUACCGAAGACAGUGAACGAAGAACCAGAAUCGUGCCCAAUAACGACUCGUCAGACCGUGCGUCUUACACUAUUCUCAAGGAGGAAGUGGGAAAUGCCGAACAGGCGCCCAAUAGGAACGCUGCCCAUGGUGCGCCUUGUACUGUUAUCAAGGAGGAACAGGACAGUGCAGCGCGCGGUGCGUCUGUCAGUAUUGUCAAGGAGGAAGAGGAAGAAGGGACAACUGGAAAAGCUAAUGAAAAGCGAGCACUAACUGCUUCUGACGGUAAUCCUGAGCAGGAGCCGAGCAACAUAGAAAAAGCUCUCACUAGCAUCGAAAAAGCUCUCAGUAGGAGGUCAGCAGACGCUGCAUCCGUGCAACCGGACGCCACUUGCGCGGUUCUCAACGAUGAACUGACAAGUCAUGAACAGGAUUCCGCCCAACAUGUAACACCAUUGAAUCUAACUGCUGAGGAAUACCAGAGCUCUGCGGCGAGCUCAAGUAGCAGUUCUCAUACUGCUACUGUUGAAAUUGUGAAUGAGCAACCGCUAGAGAUUCCAUUGGGGCCGAAUCGCACUCAGUCGCAACGAUCACCUGGGCCCAGUACUGAAACUAGUAGGCAGGAAAGGAAUAGAAAGGACGUUGAUGAAAGAGGAAACGAUCCUUCCACCAGAGACAGUCAGGAGCGUGUCGAAAGUUUAGUGAAGAAGCUAUCAGAUCGUGGAACACUAAAGACGAAGAAACAGCCAAUUACUGCAGACGAAGCUGCUGUAUUGAAGAAUAUAGAUGUACUUGUCAAAAGAGAACCCGUGGAAGCUACCGAAGGUACUGCAUUCAACGAGCCUGCUGUAUCAGCUCCCCAGCAGCCGUCAGGGUCCGGGAGUUCAGCAUGUGGUCUGACCAUGACAUGCAGUGUAGCUCGCCCUCAGGGAACAGUGACGCCUCAUACGAAUGCGACUGCAGCCUGUGCAACUGGACAACCAACAGGGUCUGAUAAUUCCGUGAAUAGAGAGGAAGGACAUAAUGACGACGAUGAGCCUAUUGUCCUGUUCGAGAAACAGCCCAAAAAAAGAAGGGGAACUGCUAAGAACACCAGUUUUGGAACAACGACGCAACCACGUGUCAUUAAGACAGAAGAAGUGGACACGGAUGCUAUGCAUGAUGUCGCGAGUUCUUCUAUGGGAAACCAGAGCUUCGGAACUACUUCCAGUACGACAACACACAGGGAAACGAGCGCUCAAAAUGAAUCGAUGGAGCGAGCAAACAGUACGGUUUUGAGAGAGGAAAAUCUGACAGUGCAGGCGAACGCUGCGGCGAAUAGCCGUAGCUCUGAGGCUACUUCUAAUGCAACAGCAGAAGCACAUCACAGAUCGACAAUGGACGCGAUUAUGAGAAUACUGAAUAUGGCAACGGCUGCCGGUGCGCAGGAGCGUCCACAAGGACAACUCAGACAUGGUGCACAGUUUUCUGGCACCACCCGUACACAACAGCCCAUAAAUGCAGGUGGAGGAUCGGGAACGCAGGGUGGCGCUGCCCGAAAGCGCUCACAAAGACAACGUGGGUCAACUAGCAGUCACGCAUCAAAUGACGAUGAUGUACAAUUUCUUGGCGUUACUCCUGCACGACAAUCUACAAAUGCCGGUGGAAGAGGAAGGCAGAGCACAGUCCGUAACACAUCAGCGAAGAGAAGUGAUACUGCACCACAAAGAGCAGUACGUGCUCAAAGUAGAUCGGGAAAGCAACCAAAUCAGGCAGUUCGGGAGGUAUAG
This is a messenger RNA of Cooperia oncophora, 2541 nucleotides long. The record is from the annotation of a GenBank genome assembly. NCBI's taxonomy places the organism in Eukaryota, Metazoa, Nematoda, Chromadorea, Rhabditida, Trichostrongylidae.